Messenger RNA from Cervus elaphus (red deer), 1520 nucleotides. RefSeq names its product neuregulin 4 (gene NRG4). Gene Ontology annotation, biological process: nervous system development; intracellular signal transduction; animal organ development. The record is from RefSeq and is a predicted model, not a curated record. The transcript is spliced from 10 exons. Gene Ontology annotation, molecular function: chemorepellent activity. Lineage: Eukaryota; Metazoa; Chordata; Mammalia; Artiodactyla; Cervidae. Bases 743 to 1093 code for a protein of 116 amino acids.
CGCGCGACUGUCUAGGAAACGGCAGCCUCGGCCGGCCCGGAGGGCGGCGGGAACCGGGCAGGGGGCGGGGGCUGGGGACGCGGCCCGCGCCUGGGCCCGAACGGAGCGCGCAGGUCUCGUGGCGCGGCGCUUUGCAGUUUCCAAAGCUCUUUGCCAGCCAUUGGUUACAUCCACACACGGCACCCGGUGAGGCAACGAGCGGCGGGCAUGGAUUGCCCUUUGAGCUUUGAUGAACCCCUUUCUGGCCGAAGUCGAACCAGAAUCAGAGACCCCCUGACUCAGGCUGCUGUCUGGGGAAAAAAUUACUUGUGAGAACCUUCAUUUCAUAGUUGACCUCGGGACCCUUGUAGCUACAAUUUUUAUCAAAGCAGAUGAAAUAGAGGUGAACUAUACAGUGAACUAUAAAGCUGGUUUCCUCUAUAUUCUGCAAUCUAGGAGAAAAACUUUCUCCCAAGGACAAAUCAGAAAUUGAAUUGUGACUCUUAAUGAAUGACCUCUAUCAAGUCUGGAGAGAAGGAUGGGAGGAUAAAUUUAAAGAAGAGUUUGUUCAGAUAAGAUUAUUGAGGACAGCUCUGUGAAAUGUGAGACAAGGUGAAGAUUUCAAAGGAGAGUGGACCACAGUGUGAUGAUCUGAAGAUGGCAUUUGUUCCUCAUUUCUUCCUGUUGAUUCAGAGAAAGAGCAGAAAGUGCUGUUUUUCAACCCUAAACUUUCGACCAAGAAUGAAACUAUUUAGAAGUUAAGAUGACAACAGAUCAUGAAGAGCCCUGUGGUCCUAGUCACAGGUCAUUCUGCCUGAAUGGAGGACUUUGUUAUGUGAUACCUACUAUUCCCAGCCCGUUUUGUAGAUGCAUUGAAAAUUAUACAGGAGCUCGUUGUGAAGAGGUUUUUCUCCCAAGCUCCAGUAUCCAGACUAAAAGUGAUCUGUUCGCAGCUUUCGUGGCGUUGAUUGUUCUUCUAGGAACUCUUAUCCUUGGAGCCCUCUACUUCCUCUGCAGGAAGGGCCAUCUUCAGAGGGCCAGCUCGGUCCAGUAUGAUAUCAACUUGGUAGAGACAAGCAGUACCAGUGUCCACCACAGUCGUGGAGAACAUUGAAGAAAUAACACAGUGAAGCCAAAUCAUUGCUUCUUUGUUACAAAGGCAGAGAGUGAAACUCUAAAAGGAUUUUCAGAAAGCAAGACUCAUAAACUGUUUCUACAAGUGAAAACCAAGUCAGUCAUCUAAAAAUCUCAAUUUCAAAUCAAGAGGAUUUAGCGUCUUCUGUUUUUAUUAGAACGGAAUUUAUGGUGGUGUUUAAAUGACAGAAGUAGAUUUAAUUACUUUCUCAAACAUUUCUGUAGAAUGCAUAGGAAACCAUCAGGUUUGUGAAAGUUUAUUUUACAUUCUUUCAUGUUCAUUGUGUUAAAUUUGCCGUACAAGUCAGUGGCAAAACCUCUGCUGUUUGGCUUCUCUUACUAGAUUGAAAAGUGGUUGUAUUUACCAAUGGCCCAGGUUUAAAUAAAGUUGAUAAUUACAGCAGUGA